GCCCCUAUAUUAACGGCCAUUGCGGCGCCCCCUCAGCGCCGCCUCCCGCCUCCUUCGCCCGGCUUCGCCUCCCGCUCGCGCCGCUCCCGCCAUGACCGAUGCGGCCGUGUCCUUCGCCAAGGAUUUCCUCGCCGGCGGGGUGGCGGCCGCCAUCUCCAAGACUGCCGUCGCCCCCAUCGAGAGGGUCAAGCUGCUGCUGCAGGUGCAGCACGCCAGCAAGCAGAUCGCCGCCGACAAGCAGUACAAGGGCAUCAUCGACUGCGUGGUGCGCAUCCCGCGCGAGCAGGGCAUCCUCUCCUUUUGGCGCGGCAACCUGGCCAAUGUGAUCCGGUACUUCCCCACCCAGGCCCUCAACUUCGCUUUCAAGGAUAAGUACAAGGAGAUCUUCCUGGGCGGCGUGGACAAGCGAACCCAGUUCUGGCGGUACUUCGCCGGUAACCUGGCAUCCGGGGGUGCCGCCGGCGCCACCUCCCUGUGCUUCGUGUACCCCCUUGACUUUGCCCGAACCCGCUUGGCCGCGGAUGUGGGUAAAGCAGGGGCCGACCGGGAGUUCAGUGGGCUCGGUGACUGCCUGGUCAAAGUCUUCCGCUCAGAUGGCCUUCGGGGCCUGUACCAAGGCUUCAGCGUCUCUGUCCAGGGCAUCAUCAUCUACAGAGCUGCCUACUUUGGCAUCUACGACACUGCCAAGGGCAUGCUUCCAGACCCAAAGAACACCCACAUUGUUAUCAGCUGGAUGAUUGCUCAGACCGUCACUGCUGUGGCCGGUUUGGUCUCCUACCCGUUUGACACGGUUCGUCGUCGCAUGAUGAUGCAGUCUGGCCGGAAAGGAGCUGACAUAAUGUACUCUGGCACUCUUGACUGCUGGCGGAAGAUUGCCCGGGAUGAGGGCUCCAAGGCCUUUUUCAAAGGUGCAUGGUCAAACGUUCUCCGAGGAAUGGGUGGUGCUUUUGUCUUAGUCCUGUAUGAUGAAAUCAAGAAGUAUACAUAAGUUGUUUCCUGUUGUGAACUGGCAUGUUGUUCUAUGUAGUCUAUGACUGUUCAUGGACUUGUUUGAAAACCAUCUAGUUACUAAACAGUGGCAGCUGAUGUUUGUACAGGUUGGCAUGGGGCAGGGGUGACUGCUUGCCCUGUCUUUAUCAAACUAUUCCCCCUGAUGGGACUCAUGAUGGUUUCUAUUUCAGUCACUCCUGCUUAAAAAGUACAGAGAAAUAAAAAUCUGAAACCAA
Messenger RNA from Zonotrichia albicollis (white-throated sparrow), 1226 nucleotides. It is a transcript of the gene SLC25A5, whose product is annotated as solute carrier family 25 member 5. NCBI's taxonomy places the organism in Eukaryota, Metazoa, Chordata, Aves, Passeriformes, Passerellidae. Gene Ontology annotation, molecular function: ATP:ADP antiporter activity. The record is from RefSeq and is a predicted model, not a curated record. Gene Ontology annotation, biological process: mitochondrial ADP transmembrane transport; mitochondrial ATP transmembrane transport; negative regulation of mitochondrial outer membrane permeabilization involved in apoptotic signaling pathway. Gene Ontology annotation, cellular component: mitochondrial inner membrane.